AUGGGUAUGGCCUGUGGAAGAGGGGGUGCGAGUGAGACGGCCAGCAAUAGGAACAGUUCGACGACACCCCCGCACCCACACCCCCAGCAACAGCCACCCGAACACUGUUUGGAGACACUUCUCCGCAACAUUGAGGGUCUGUUGGCCAUCGCCGCACACAAUGCACGGCAACAACAAAGCCAAUUGCAUCUGCAGAAAGCUGAACUGAGGGCUGAGCUGGCGGUUCAACUGGAAAGGGAACGGGAGAUGAGAGAGCAUUUGGAAAAACAAUUGAAUGAGGAACAAAAAAUCCGAAAGCGCAGAUUUCGUCGGAAACUGGAGCAUGAAUUGCAUCAAAAGCAUCAAAACCAUCAAAACCCGCAACAGAUAACUCAGAAUAAGCAGCAAAUCACUCAAAACACACAACAAGUAUCACUCAAGUCGUCUCCGACUCCGCCGCCGACACAACCGCCACAACAGACGACCGAAACAUUAGAUUAA
This is a messenger RNA of Oppiella nova, 480 nucleotides long. NCBI's taxonomy places the organism in Eukaryota, Metazoa, Arthropoda, Arachnida, Sarcoptiformes, Oppiidae. The record is from the annotation of a GenBank genome assembly.